Molecule: messenger RNA, 2871 nt
Organism: Eubalaena glacialis (North Atlantic right whale)
Lineage: Eukaryota; Metazoa; Chordata; Mammalia; Artiodactyla; Balaenidae
Gene: FREY1
Product: Frey regulator of sperm-oocyte fusion 1
Exons: 4
Coding region: 617-1069 (150 amino acids)
Source: RefSeq, a predicted model, not a curated record
UUUGACUUUGCAUCCUCCAGUGAUGGAGACACAAGCUUGCACCUUGUCACUGAGCUGAGAAGCCACCGCUAGGACUGGGACCUGGGCUCCUCCAGCCACAGAAAGCUGGCGUUUCACCUCACCGAGCAUGGGAACCUGCCUGCCACCGCAGCUGCGGGAGUGAACGCUGCUUCUCUCUCACCGGUCCCUACUGACGACAAACAAGGCUGAACCUAGACAGUGGAUGACAUCUGCCCCUGUGUCUUCUGGCCGGAGCCUCUGUCUGCCCCGCCCCCCUGCCGGGGCCUGUUGCCUGCCAGCCGCUCCGUGGUGGAGCCCGGUGAUGGUGGGCCCGGCUCAGUGUAGAGCGGCACCUCAAGUCCUGAACCCCUACUUGAGAGCAAAAGGCUGUUCUGCUGUGGGAAAGGAGCGUCAGGCACCAGCCAGCACUGGGGCUGACACUGGGGCGGUGGUGAGGAAACCGAGGCCCACAGAGAUGAAGUGAUGUGUCCGCCUAGCAAGAGGCGAGGUCAGGGUCCGAACUGACCAGUGCCCGUAACCAGUGAUGGCAGGAACACGGUGUGGUGUGGCCCCUGCUGGUCCAUAGCAUCAGUAAAAUCAAACAACCAACCUCAGCAUGGAGGUUUCCAGCCUAGCCCCGGCGCUGGUGCUGAUGCGGAGCCCCGGAAUGGGCGCCCUUUGUGAGGUGGCCCUGGGAGUUGGCAGCAGCUUCCGCCCUUCUGCCGGGGGAGGGGCGGGCAGAAGCCUGGAGCAGGGACCCAAGUGGAAGAUGGUUCUCGCCAUGCGGGGGGCUCUGUCCCCCAGGGCCGCGCUGAGCCUCCUCCUCCUCAACCUCAUCCUGGCCGCUGCGCUCCUCCGCCCCCAGCCGCUAAGGCCUCAGCGAUCUGUUCCUGAGGAAUUUUCAGCCCCCCUGGAACUCUCGGAGCCACUUUCUGGCCUGGUGGACGACUACGGGGUGCGACCCAAGCACCCAUGGCCACGAGGGCCUCGACCCCUUCUCUCCCGGGCCCAGCAGCGCAAGCGGGACGGGCCAGACAUGGCUGAGUAUUACUACGAUGCACGCCUGUGACGGGAACCCCUUAUAAAGCUAUUCUUUGUAGCAAUGGCUUGGGCUUUCCUGGGAUGGAAACGAGCUGGGCAAGGGAGGGGGUCCAAGUAGACAGGCAGAUGAGACCCACUGUGGUCCCGACAGGAAAUGGCACUUUAAUAGUUGUGGCCAGCAUAACAGGACCGAGAUGGGGCUACCGCUGAAGCAGCCAAGGGGCCUGGCUGGCCCGGGCCGGGGCGGAAGCCUCCUUUUCCUGCUGAGGCGGGGCCCCGCUGCGGCGCUCUCCCUCCCUGUGAGGCCGCACCCCUGCCAGGGGCCGGCAUGCCGGUGAGGCUGGUGGUAGGAGCCAUCCAGAGGCCGCACAAGUGACAGGGCUGGGGACAGGGACUGCACUCGCACCUGCUGCCGUUCUCCUUGCUGCAAAGUCCUCGGGAGGUGGCUGGGUUCAGCCUGAGCUCAGGGCCCUUCGGUUGGGCUUGGGAGCUGGGGGCGGGGGUGGGGUGGGCACUCGCAGGUGGCAUGAGCUUUGUCGAGGCGGGAGCCAAUGGCCGGAGGCCCAGAGGCCCUGGCAGGGAAAGUGAGGGAGGCCCAAGAUAGGCCAGAACCCUCCGCUCCGAGGAUGGGCACCCUUCCUGGCCAGAGGCUUAAUACCACCCCCCAGCCCCACUCCCUCCCAAUCCCUGGGCAGCCCACUCCGUCCUCCAUAGAUGAAUCUGAUCCCAUAUAUUACGAUAAACUGCAUUUGCUUCUCCCCAUAACCCCCGCCCUCCCCCAACCUCAGCCAACAGCCCCCCACUUCCCCAUCCUCUGGUAGUGGCAGGUGCCCCUCCUCAAGCAGUGCCAUGUCCUGUCAGCAGCCAGCCGUCCUGGCGCCGGCCCCAGGGCCCAGGGGAUGCAGAGGGCGAGGCAGCGCUGCUACUCCAGGUAGAUAUCUUCUGUGGGGCAGGUGUACUCCACGAACUGCUUGUAGAACUGCUGGAACGCUCUCCUAGGAGGCAGGCAGACACACCAGAAUGACUGGGGAGGAACAGGAUCUCGACCCAGGGUUUUCACACAGGAGCCUUGGGGUACCCGGAUGGGGCUGCGCCUCCCCCAGCCAGAGCUGCUCGGCUCUGUUCUCUGCACACAGUGUUUCCUGAGUGAGAUUUCAGCUGAAGAAAGGGCCCAGCAACUAAGAAGUUUGGACCUCAAGACCACCCAGCCCUCUCUCCAGGCCACUGUGGCCCAAGGACGCUGUGCAGAGCGCCGGGGAGGACUGAGGGAUGCUGCCGAGCAUGAGGAACGUGCUCGGGGCCUGAGACCGGGGCUGGCUACAGGGCUGGGUGCUUGGCAGGACACAAACACAUACCCCACGGAUUCUGCCAGGGCUUUGGUGGAUUCUUCAGACACAAAGACAUGGCAGGCAAACCGGUGGUCGGCAGGGUGCUUGGUGAUGAACCCAAAAUACCUGUGGGAGGACAGCAGUCUGUCUGGGCAGGACAGGGGCUCAGAACCCUCAGGCACACGCGUGGACCCACGCCCUGAACCACCACCCACGCCUUGACCUCUUCCCCAUCGUGUUCUUACUUGUUGUUCUUUGGAUGGUAUCCGCAGAAAGAGAUGUUUUUUAACUGGAAAAAGUGGCUACAUUUAUUCCCCUACAGGAGGGAGGAGAGAAGAGGGUGGUCAUCAGCCUGCAGGGGCACAGGUUGGAGGUCUGGCGGGAGAGCGGGGCCAGGCCGGGGCAGUCACCUUGGCCUCCUGGGAGUCGUCAGCCUUGACGCCUAUCUUCACGCCCCGCACGCUGAUCUCUAGGACGCAGCUGGAGGGCGGGUUAAAGUGCA